AUGGCCUCAUUAUCUGAGACUUUGCCCCUGAAGAGGAAUGAGAACAUGGGAGACUUCGAAGAAACCAACACUCCGUCAAGUUGUGGGUGCUUCGAGAAGCUGUGCUUCGGAUGGAGCACGAAGAGAGACGAGUCCAUGGACAGCCUGUUGGCGCAUCGACUGGAAGAAACGAGAGAGACUUGGUUCACGCGAAGCAUGAAGGAGGUGCAGCAUGUCUCGGAGGUUUUGGGAGGGCCAAAGUGGAAGAAUUUCAUCAGGAGCUCCGGUCCGAGAGGGGUCGGCCAGAAGAGGAAGACCCUGUUUCGCUACGACCCGCGCAGCUACGCGCUUAAUUUCGACGACGGGCUCGAGAGAGAAGAAAGCUUGCAUCCCAGAUUCUGA
This is a messenger RNA of Rhodamnia argentea, 381 nucleotides long. RefSeq lists its product as uncharacterized. Bases 1 to 381 code for a protein of 126 amino acids. The record is from RefSeq and is a predicted model, not a curated record. Lineage: Eukaryota; Viridiplantae; Streptophyta; Magnoliopsida; Myrtales; Myrtaceae. The transcript has a single exon.